AUGCCCGAGGAAGCCCACCGGGCAUUGCGGAAGGCAGGAGGGGACCCAAUGGUCUCUGAGGUGUCCCCACAGUUGCUGCGGGAGCUGCGGCACCACGAGGCCGACGUGAAGCUGCUGCAGCAGCAGCUCCGGGACCGAAGGAGCUGCACAAGCAGCACCUCAAGAGGCUCUUGGCUCUGGAAAAGCAAUCGAGUGAGGAACAGGCUCCCCGCGGAGGGCUCGGACGGAGAGCGCCGCGGUCCCACCGCCGCGGUUCGGCCGCGGGGAUGCUGCGGCCGGGCGGGGGCGCACGAGCCCGCUCGUGGGGCUGGGCAGGGCCCGCUCCGCCGUUCCACGGGCUCCCGCGGCCGCGAGCCCCCCCCGCCGCCGGCCGCUCCGUCCGGUGGCAGCGGGCGCCCGGGGCACGCGGGAGCAGAGCCGUUGCGGCAGCAGCAGCGGCAGCAGCAGCAGCAACAGGUCCGGCGGCGGCAGCUCUCGGCGAGUCGGAGCCCUCCCACCGCCGGUCCCCGCGAUGGUGCUCCCCGCCUCCCGCCAGCCCCCGGGCCCUCCUCCCGGCCGUCCCGCCGGGGCUCGCCGCACCGCUGUGCUCUCCCGAUACUGGCAGUGGCGGCGCUGAGCCGCCCGGCCGCUGCGACCCCCGAGCCCCCGGUGCGCGGUGCGGCUGCGGGGGUGCCGGCCCCGGCACCGGGAGUGCGGUCGGGCAAGGUGCCCGUGGUGCUGCUCACGCGGAUUGACCCAUCGGCCUACCUGCGCUCCGGGACCGGCGGGGAGCGGCACGCUGCGGAGCCGCAGCCGGGGAAGGCCUAACGACCCGGCUCCGCUCGGCCCGGAGCAGCCAGUAGGGCCGGCGGGGGCCCCGCGCGCAGCAGCAGCGGCCGCGUCCGGCACGCGGGGAAGGAGAAGCAGCCCCUGGAGCGGCUUUAUCGUGUGGGACCGCUGCUGGAGAGACGCGGCUUCGGCUCGGUCUACUCGGGGGUCCGCCUGUCCGACGGCGUCCCGGUGGCGAUCAAACGGGUGGCUCGGGAGCGCAUCUCCUCAUGGGGCGAGCGGCCCAGUGGCACUAGCAUUCCAAUGGAGAUAGCAAUGAUGAGGAAGGUGCGCUCCGGCUGCAGUGCCAUCAUCCAGCUCCUCGAUUGGUUUGAGCUGCCCGACUGCUUCCUGUUGGUGCUGGAGCGUUCAGACCCAUCGCAGGAUCUCUCUGGCUUCAUCAAAGAGUGGAGAGUCUUGCCCGAGGAUCUGGCGCGGGGCAUUUUCAUGCAGGUGCUGGUGGCUGUGCGGCACUGCCACGGCUGCGGUGUCCUGCACCGAGACAUCAAGCCCAAAAACAUCAUUCUCAACCUGCGCACAGGAGAAGUCAAGCUCACUGACUUCGGCUGCAGCACCCUCCUCAGGGACACGGUGUACACCAAAUUUAGCGGAACACCUGUGUACUACCCACCGGAGUGGUUCCACUGCCCCUGCUACCACGGCCGUCCGGCAGCGAUCUGGUCCCUGGGUGUGCUGCUGUAUGAGAUGGUCUGAGGGGUCGUGCCCUUCUGGCGCUGCAAGGACAUCGUCCGCAGGCAGCUCUUCUUCCGGCGCCAGAUCUCUGCCAAAUGCCAGCACCUCAUCAGGUGGUGCUUGUCCAUGCGCGCUUGUGACAGACCAUCCCUGGAGGACAUCUUCAACCACCCUUGGCUGCAAAGAUCCUCCUGCCCCAGGAGACAGCCACCCUCCAGCAGCACAGCCUGAGCCAGCAGCCGGGCAAUGAGGAGCAGCACAGGAAGCCAGAGGAGCAGAGACAUGAUGUGAUGGCAGAACAAUAGACAAUGCAGCUAUUCCAACACCAGCCAC
This is a messenger RNA of Strigops habroptila (Kakapo), 1833 nucleotides long. Its product is annotated as serine/threonine-protein kinase pim-2-like. Gene Ontology annotation, cellular component: cytoplasm. Gene Ontology annotation, molecular function: protein serine/threonine kinase activity; ATP binding. NCBI's taxonomy places the organism in Eukaryota, Metazoa, Chordata, Aves, Psittaciformes, Psittacidae. Gene Ontology annotation, biological process: protein autophosphorylation. The record is from RefSeq and is a predicted model, not a curated record.